Molecule: messenger RNA, 8071 nt
Organism: Schizosaccharomyces japonicus yFS275
Lineage: Eukaryota; Fungi; Ascomycota; Schizosaccharomycetes; Schizosaccharomycetales; Schizosaccharomycetaceae
Product: alpha-1,4-glucan synthase Ags1
Exons: 1
Coding region: 678-7925 (2415 amino acids)
Biological process (GO): alpha-glucan biosynthetic process; fungal-type cell wall (1->3)-alpha-glucan biosynthetic process; primary cell septum biogenesis
Cellular component (GO): membrane; cell division site; new growing cell tip
Molecular function (GO): glycosyltransferase activity; alpha-1,3-glucan synthase activity
Source: RefSeq, a predicted model, not a curated record
UAGCCAUGUCAACAAAGCCUCUAUGCUUAGCUUUUUUUAUUUAUUUAAUCAAAAAAGUUAAGUUACCGACUGCAGACUAUCCCAGACCAACUCGUUACUUCUCCCCAUCCCGAAGCACUCAGGACGAACCAGGUGUUCCAAACGUGGCCGGAACUAAAAUAAAAGAUCCUUCUGGAGUGCCUGGCGUAUCUCUCGGCUCUUUGUUUGUUCUUGUUUUCUCUCCUUGUUGUUUUUACAUCGUCGUGUUCCUUCGUUUGUCCUUAGUUCUUUUGCAUCGCCUCACCAACAAUUUUUGUAUUUUCUAGACGUUCUCGUCAUUGAAGCUCUCAUUGUGGAGUAGACAAUACGAGUUUUAAGGUUUUUUCUUGGGACUGGUACUCGGCACGCUGUUAUACCCUUCUUCGUACUCGAAACCGCGAAAAGUUUCUAGACUUAAGUGGAUUCCUGUGCUUUGAUAUCUUGGACUAUCCACAGAUUACUCAGGUGACGCUGUGUGAAACAGUAGUUUCUUUAUUUUUUAGGCGUCUUAAACACUCAGCUUUUUGUGUGUCCCCUGUGCCCCACUCUCUCGCUCUCCUCGUCUUUCUGCCUCGCAUACGCAUCUCUCACGUUUGUGCCGAAAACUACUGAGACUAUACCCGUGAUCCUUUCAUUUCAUUUGGUCUUUUUUCGUUCUUAUGCAUGGUCUUUUGGGAGUAUGGACCUGGAAAGGUGUCUUUAUUACAGUCCUGGGGUUUGUGGUAUUCCUCUGUGUGUCGGCUGCGCCGUACAUGGAGGAUAUGGUGAAGUGGAACCUUAACACGAACAAAACAGCCACAGAAGUUUUGGACUACUCAGGAGAAUGGUCAAACCAUCAGUUCACAGCCAGCCCUUCAAAUUGGCGCAUGAACAUGAUUACGGUCAUUCUUGACCGUUGGUACGAUGGUGAUCCGACAAACAACGACAUUAAUGGUACCUACUACGAAUACGAUAUCCGUGAAACAAGUUUGCGCAACGGUGGAGACAUUAUUGGUUUGAAAAAGUCUCUUGACUACAUUCAAGGCAUGGGCGUUGGCACCAUUUACAUUGCCGGUACACCCUUUAUCAAUAUGCCUUGGGGUGCAGACCAGUAUUCUCCUCUUGAUCUUACCAUUCUUGAUCCCCAUCUUGGUACUAUUGAUGACUGGCGUGACACUAUUGAAGAGAUUCACAGUCGCGGCAUGUAUUUAAUUGUGGAUAUGACUGUAGCAACACUUGGUGAUCUUGUCGGUCUUACUGGUUACUUGAACGGUGCUGUCGACUUCAGUCUUAACGAACAUGACGCUCAAUGGAAGAAUGUUUCGCGCCAAUAUCUUGAUUUCAAAUACCACAAUGUUUGGAACAAGAGUUGUGAACUUCCUCGUUUCUGGGGUGACGAUGGUCAUCCUGUGCAAAUUUUGUGGAAGGGUUGUUAUGUUUCCGACAUUGAUCAAUAUGGUGAUACCGAAGCUUUUGGUUCUUACCCCGAUUGGCGUCGUCAAUUGUCAAAGUUCGCUUCCGUGCAAGAUCGUCUCCGUGAGUGGAACCCUGAUGUCAACAAAAAACUCCGCCAUCUGUCUUGUUUGCUGAUUUCUAUGCUUGAUGUCGACGGUUUCCGUAUCGAUAAGGCUACUCAAAUGACAGUUGAUUUCCUUACGGACUGGUCAAUGAGCGUUCGUGAAUGUGCAAAGAAGUAUAAUAAGAACAAUUUCUUCAUUCCUGGUGAAGUUACUGGUUCUUCUAGUUACGGUGCUAUUUAUUAUGGCCGUGGACGUCAACCUGAUAAUCGUCCCCCUAAUACUACCGUUGCUUUCUCUCUGCAGUCUUCUGAUUCGGACUACUUCCUUCGUGAUGAAACAUAUAACAACAUUGAUGCCUCUGCAUUCCACUAUUCUGUUUAUCGUGGUUUGACUCGGUUUUUAGGCAUGGACAGUGCUAUGGAAAUUUCUUACGAUGUUUCUAAUCAAAUGCCUCAGGCUUGGAAUGGCAUCCAGAUUAAUGAGGAUUUCAUCAAUCCUAACACUGGAAAGCUUGAUCCCAGACAUAUGUAUGGUGUUACAAAUCACGAUCUGUUCCGUUGGGGUUCCAUCCAAAACGGAACUGAACGUUUGAUGCUGGGUACUGUCAUUACUUCGUUGAUGUUCCCCGGUAUCCCUCUUCUUUAUUACGGUGAUGAACAAGGUCUCUAUAUCCUUGAUAACACGGCUGGUAAUUAUUUGUAUGGUCGUCAGCCUAUGAACUCGGCUUGGGCUUGGUAUCUUCAUGGUUGCUAUGGCCUUAACGCGACGCAAUACCCUUCUAUUGAUUUGACUCCUGCGAAGAACGGUUGCCAUGAUGAAUGGAAUAGUUAUGAUCACUUUGAUGUUGCCUCUGAAUAUCGGAAUGCCUAUAUGAACAUUCAUCAAAUUCGCAAUAAGUACGUCGCUCUCUUACACGGUUAUCGCUUCGAUUUAAUCCGUAAUUGGACUGAGGAUGUCUACUUCCCUAACAGUCAGCCUACUCCUACGGUCAUGGGUUUGUACAGUGUGAUUCGUGGCGCUAUGUCUGGUAUCCAAAAUCUAACCGAGUAUGCGGCGGACGGUGUUUCUACUUCCCCUGUUUGGGCUAUCUACUCCAACAGAAAUAACACAGUUACCUGGAGUUACGACUGUGAUAGUUCAAAUGCAAUUCUCGGUCCGUGGGCUCCUGGCAAAGUGGUUAAGAACUUGAUUUAUCCAUAUGAAACUUACACCCUGCAAAAUUCGGCAAAUGGUUCUUGGGGAUGCUUGAGCAGUAUAGAGCUCCCCGCUUACGGCUUUAAGCUCUUUGUUCCUGAAUCCAGCUUUGUUGGUUAUGAUCCCAUUAUCACGAAGGUCACGCCUCAACAUGAUGCGAGAAUUCAAUAUACUAACAACUCGUUUACCUACACAAUUGAGUUUUCUCAACCCAUGAUGUGUGAUGACAUUACGAAGGCACUUUCAUUCAGUUCAUCUACUAUUCCCAAAAACAUUACGGUUACCCUCGAUGAGAGCAGUGUGACAUGUGUUAAUUACACUUCUACUGAGUCUGUCUCUAUGCUCGGUCAAGUUCCUGGAGUAUUUUCCUGGAGUGGUAAGCUUCAGAAUGUUUAUGAAGGUAUUCAUGAAGUUACUCUUAAACCGGUUAGUAAUGCGUGGAAUAAUGGAUCUGUAAAUUCUACAAAUCACUUCCUUUUCCGUGUUGGUUCGACGCUAAACCCUAUGGUGUUCAUGAGCGCUAACUACUCGGACACGCUUAUUUAUGUCGAAGACAGCAAGUAUUAUAUAAAUCACACUGCUGCUGGAGCUGCGAAGUUUCGCUAUUCGUCUGACUUUGCUCGUACUUGGAGUCCUUGGGAAAACUACACUGGCGAACCCACGCAAUACACUCCUAGUAAUUGGACGGGUACUAAAAAGCAAAUGUGGAAGGGUCAACACAUCCAAGUUCAGUACUGGAGUGAUAUAGCAGCCUCAGCAAAUCAUAUGCAAGAAGGCGAUCAUGGAUAUCAAUAUCGUCGGACGGUUCCAAACAUGUUUUUGAUGGGACCCUUUAACGAAUGGGGUUAUGAUUCUGGCGUUUCAAACAAGUUUACUCAAGUGGAUGACGAUACUUGGGAGGUAAACUUCGUUAGUUCCACAUACCCUGCUAUUAUUCAAUUCAACGCAUGGGGAGUUAACUCUGAUAAGGAACCCGAUAAAACUAAAAUUUAUGGUUCACAGGGUAAUACUUCGGCACUUAUGCGUACUGCACCCUCAGAUUUGUCGGCAAACGAAGUAAUUAUUUAUUAUGAUCCAGGUGAUCACUACUUGGCUUAUAAAGUGAAAUUCUAUGAUCACAUGAUGAGAUAUGAACUUGUUCCUGUCGGAAGCUGGACUGUGUCCAUUGUCAUUUACAUCCUUUGCAUCGUCAUUCCCCCGAUCUCGGCCAUCAUUGUCUCCAUGACGUUUAAGGGCUCUUUCUAUAAGGUGAAGUUCAAUAAACAUGGAACUAGCACUGGUCAUCACUUUUUCCCUCUGAAGCCCAUUUCGGGCUUCAAGAAUAUGUUGAAAAAGAGUCAUUCUUCUACUCCCUUUAACCCAGCAAAUGGCGCGGUUGCCGGUACAGCUAAGCGCAAGUGUGUCUUAAUUGCUACCUUGGAGUAUGAUAUUUCUGACUGGCAAAUUAAAAUUAAAAUUGGUGGUUUGGGUGUCAUGGCGCAACUUAUGGGAAAGAAUUUGAAGCAUCAAGAUCUUGUUUGGGUGGUUCCCUGUGUCGGUGACAUCGCUUAUCCUGAGGCUGAAGAAGCUGCCCCUAUUGAGGUCAAGAUUAUUGAUCAAACCUAUACAAUUAACGUUUAUCAUCAUUAUGUGGAUAACAUCAAGUAUGUUCUCCUGGAUGCCCCGGUUUUCAGAAGACAAAAUACUAAGGAACCUUAUCCCGCUCGUAUGGAUGACCUUGGUUCUGCUAUUUUCUACUCUGCUUGGAAUCAAUGUAUUGCAGAGGUUAUUAGACGCAACCCCAUUGAUAUUUAUCAUAUUAACGAUUAUCAUGGUGCUCUUGCUCCCUGCUAUCUACUUCCUGAUGUGAUUCCAUGUGCACUUUCACUCCAUAAUGCAGAAUUCCAAGGUUUGUGGCCUCUUCGCACACCCGAAGAGAAAGAGGAGGUGUGUGCUGUUUAUAAUAUUCCACAACGUGUUUGCAGUAAAUACGUCCAAUUUGGUAACGUGUUUAAUCUUCUUCACGCAGCUGUUUCUUAUAUUCGUAUUCAUCAAAAGGGAUUUGGUGUCGUUGGUGUCUCUAACAAGUACGGAAAGCGUUCCUGGGCUCGUUACCCAAUUUUCUGGGGUUUAAAGAAGAUUGGAAAAUUGCCAAAUCCUGAUCCUACCGAUACUGAUGAUGUUGGAGCAGAUGCUUCAAAAUCGAAGGUUACUGUUGAUCCCGACUUUGAGCGUCAGAAGCUCGUUGAUAAGAAAAUGGCACAGGAAUGGGCAGGAUUAGAGGUUGACGAGAGUUAUGACUUGUUGGUAUUCGUCGGUCGCUGGUCUCUUCAAAAAGGUAUUGAUCUUAUUGCUGAUAUUGCGCCUUCGUUGCUGGAAAAUUACAAGGUUCAGCUUCUCUGUGUUGGUCCUGUUAUUGAUUUGUACGGAAAGUUUGCUGCCGAAAAGUUAAGUGUGUUAAUGGAACAUUAUCCAACCCGUGUCUUCUCUCGGCCACAAUUUACCCAAUUGCCUCCUUACAUUUUCAGUGGUGCUGAUUUUGCUCUUAUUCCUAGUCGUGAUGAACCUUUCGGCCUCGUUGCCGUCGAGUUUGGAAGAAAGGGUGCUCUUGGUAUUGGUGCUCGUGUAGGUGGUCUCGGUCAAAUGCCAGGUUGGUGGUUUACAGUGGAAUCCACUGCUACGCAACAUCUUUUGAGACAGUUCGAAACUGCAUGUCAACAAGCGCUUUCUUCUUCUCAAAAUACGCGUGCACUCCUUCGUGCUCGUUCGCUGAAGCAACGGUUCCCAGUGUCUGAAUGGAUUGCCAAGUUGGAGGCUCUUACCGAGGGCUGUAUCAAGGCUAGUAUUAAGUGCAGAAAAUCUGGAAAGUCUCGUUCUUCGUUUUAUUCUUUGACACAUGAAUCUGUUAGUCGCUCUUCUGAAGGUUUGCACACAAUAAAUGAGCCAAAUUCUUCAGCUACAAGUGUCAGCUCAACAGUUGCACCUACAGAUUCUGCACAACACUUGUUUAGUUCAUUUACGCCAGCUGCAGACUCGUCAGAGACUAAUGUGUCAGAUAUUGAGAAGCUUUCUAGAUCUUUGUCUCUUGGACGACGCACUGGUCCAGCACAUCAAUCUGAUGAGCCUGCGGUUGAAGGACUAGAUGCUAUUCGGGAAGAGAAUUUUGAGGAUAUUGAGGAGCCUGACAUCUGGAAUGCCGAUGCUAUUCGUGACAAGAUUGCAAGCCAUUACAGGGAUUCGCAGACACCUUCUGAGUUCAGCCAAGACUCCGCGGACUUCGAGUUUGAUCCUCAAAAACCUUACUUUUAUGAUGACCUUUUGGAUGAUGAAACUGUUAUACGUAAUGCGCCAUCGUUCCGCCCACAGGUUGGCAAUUUUGAUGGUGAGCAUGGACUUGGAGCAACUGUCAGUCAAGAUGACUCAACUGAGGGCUCGAAGGGUAGUGAUGUGCACUUGCCUCCCCCUUCUCCUCCUUUUGCAAAGUCGCCAUCCGGAGGUGGUAAUCCUUACAUGUAUGGAAACUUGCAUACUGAGUCUAGUCUUAGUCUUGCGUCAGUCAUGACUGGUAAGGAGAAGAAGGACUUUGCCCUCACGAAGGUGGAACAGACAUUUACGGAUAGCGAUGGUCAUGCUUUACAGAAAUUCAGUGAGAAACUGAAGGAACUGAAUCCGAAGAAUUCUAAGGACGAUUUGUGUAUUGAGUUGUUCCUUUUGAAGUCGGAGAAACAUUUCUACGAAGCUCGCCGUGUUCAGAAACUUGGUUUGCAAAAGCCAAGCAAGCCACAUUUUAAUGAAACUUCGGUACACCCUGUGGAAGAGGAGUCUGAUUCUAAUAGCAGUGGGUUGUCCUACUCGCAGCUUUCUCAGUCUCCUAAUGAUUCCAUGGACUUUGUUGACACCGACACUUAUCAACCGGUAACUGGAAUCAAGAAGUUUAUGCAACGGAAGAUUCUUGGAUGGCCUAUAUAUUCUAUCAUCGUUGCUCUUGGUCAGAUUCUUGCAGCGACUUCCUAUCAGUUGACUCUGUUCUCGGGAAGUUAUGGUUUAGAAACUUCUCAACUGUACGCGGUUUGCGGCUUUUUCAUUGUUGCGUCUUUAUUCUGGUGGUUCGGAUUCUCUAAGUACCCUAGUCGCCAUUGCCUUUCUUUGCCUUUUGUUUUCUACGCAAUUGCCUUUUUCAUGAUCGGUCUUCCUGCUUUCAAUGGAGUAUACAAGGGAAGAUAUUGGAUUUCGUGCGUUGCUGCAUGGAUUUAUUCCAUUGGUUCCUCUAGCGGUUCCUUGUUCUUCGCAUUGAAUUUUGGUGAUGAGGGACAUGUUGAGACACGCACAUGGGUUUUCCGCGCUUGUCUCGUACAGGGAACUCAGCAAGUUUGGUCUGCGGCUAUCUGGUAUUGGGGUGCAUAUUUGAGUAAAGCGAACACCAGUCUUACGGCGAACUACAAGAUUUCGCCCGUAAUCCCUGCUAUUACCUGGCCUUUGGCUUGUUUGUCUGUGCUGUUUUUCUUCAUGUUACGUAAUGGCCUUCCUGAUUACUAUUACCAACUUCCUGGAAAGAUUCCAGCCUUCUAUACGGCUCUGUUGAGACGUAAGCUGGUAAUUUGGUUCUGUAUUGCAGUUUUCUUGCAAAACUUCUGGCUCUCUACGCUUAAUGGUCGCUCUUGGACUUAUCUUUGGGCUAUUUCUGAAAUUCCCCAAUGGCAAAUCUUCAUUUUGGUUGUCGUGUUUUAUAUCAUCAUUUGGGCAGCUCUAUUAGCUCUCCUUGGUUGGGUUUCAGGCACACACUCUUGGUUGAUUUGUGUUUUCGGUGUUGGUCUUGGUGCUCCUAGAUGGCUUCAAAUUUUCUGGGGUACGUCUAAUAUUGGACUUUAUCUUCCAUGGGCUGGUGAUGCAGGUCCCUAUUUGGGACGUUGCUUGUGGCUGUGGUUGGGUGUGCUCGAUGCUAUUCAAAGCGUCGGUAUUGGUAUGAUUCUACUUCAGACCUUGACCCGUAAGCAUGUUGCCAGUGCAUUGAUGACAGGACAAAUCAUCGGUGCCGUUGCGACCAUUAUUGGAAGAGCGGGUGCCCCUAACAGAGUCGGCCCUGCCAACGUUUUCUUGGAUUUCACUGGCUGGAAUCCGGGAGACGGUGCUCAUGUAUUGGCAAGUGCGCCAUUUUGGAUUUGCUUGUUCUGUCAACUCGCCAUUUGUGCUGGUUUCUUGUUGUUCUUCCGUCGGGAGAAUUUGAGCAGACCUUGAGCAAGGAUGACUAAUAACCUUAUACCUAGUUUUUAUGUGUUUCCCAUUUCCGCGAUUGUUACCUGUUACAUUAAUAACGUUUCUUGGUCAAUCUGAUACACUCAUUUUUGAUUCACGCCCUUUACAAAAAGCAUCACAUAUUUUUC